AGUUCCGUCUUAGAGAACCAGUGAGCGAUGCAUGGAGCAGACCUGUAGCCACCUUACAUCAUCUUCAACAUGAAGUCAGUCACAGUGUCAAUACUUCUGACCCUGGCUCUUUGCCUCAUUCAAGAUGCUGCCAGUGAAGAUGCAAAUCAGGAAACAUGCAGUGGAUUUCAAGACUUGAUGAAAAAUGGAAAAUUGUUCUGUUCUAAGGAUAAAAAACUUUUUCAAAGCCCUCAAGGAAAAUUGCUCUUCAACAAAUGUGUCACAUGCAAAAUGAUACUGGAAAAAGAAGCAAAAUCUCAGAAAAGAACUGGGCAUUUAGUGAAAGCCACUGCCCCAACAGAGCUGAAUUGCAGUGAUUUCCAGAAAGGAGAAAAAGAUGGGGAUUUUAUCUGUACUGCUGAUGAUGCUGCAGUUUGUGGCACAGAUGGGAAAACAUACCGCAACAGAUGUGAACUGUGUGCUGAGAAUCAGAAGACCAGCUCCCAAGUUGGCAUAAAAAGCGAGGGAAAAUGUGAAAGCAGUAAUCCAGAACAGGAUGUAUGCAGUGCUUUUCGGGCCUAUGUGAAAGAUGGAAGACUUGGAUGCACAAGAGAAAACGAUCCAGUUCUUGGUCCUGAUGGGCGAACACAUGGCAAUAAGUGUGCAAUGUGUGCUGAGCUCUUUUUGAAAGAAGCUGCAGAAAAUGCCAAGCGAGAAGGUGAAAAUAGAAUUCGAAGAAAUGCUGAAAAGGACCUCUGCAAGGAAUUUGAGAACCAAGUGAGGAAUGGGAGACUCUUUUGUACACGAGAGAGUGACCCCAUCCGUGGCCCUGACGGCAGGAUGCAUGGCAACAAAUGUGCGCUGUGUGCUGAAGUUUUCUUGAGGAACUUUUCUGAAGAAAAAAAUAAAUCAGAUCAAAAUCUGAUUGAGAAUGAAGAAAAUGUUAAAGUUAAAAGAGAAAUUGAGAAACAAUGCAGUGAAUAUCGAGAUCAUGCAAAGAAGGGGAUACUUUUCUGUACCAGAGAAAAUGACCCUGUUCGUGGUCUAGAUGGAAAAAUGCAUGGCAACCUGUGCUCCAUGUGCCAAGCCUUCUUCCAACAAGAAGCUGAAGAAAAGAAAAAGGCUGAAGCCCAAGCAAGAAACAAAAGAGGAUCCGAAAAAUCACCUUCAUAUGAAGAACUUUGCAGUGAAUAUCGACAGUUGGUGAGGGAUGGGAGACUCCCCUGCACCAGAGAGAAUGACCCCAUUCAGGGCCCAGAUGGGAAAAUGCAUGGCAACACCUGCUCCAUGUGUCAGGCCUUCUUUAAACAAGAAGAAAAAUCAACAGCAAAAGAAAAAAGGGAAGCUGCAAAGGAAAUCUGCAGGGAAUUCCGGAACUACGUGAGAAAUGGACUGCUCAUAUGCACCAGGGAGCAUAACCCCGUUUUUGGCCCAGAUGGCAAAAUUCACGGAAACAAGUGUUCCAUGUGUUCUAGUGUGUUCAUGCUUGAAGAAGAGGAGAAGAAAAAACAUAACGAAGAAGAAACAGAGAAAGUUGAGGCUGAAAAAGUUAAGAGAGAAGCCGUGGAGAAGCUGUGCAGUGAAUACCGUCAGUAUGUGAAGGAUGGGCGGCUCCCCUGCACCAGAGAGAAUGACCCCAUUGAGGGCCUGGAUGGGAAAAUCCACGGCAACACUUGCUCCAUGUGUGAGGCCUUCUUCCUGCAAGAAGCAAAAGAAAAAGAUAAUGAAUCCAGAGAAAAAAUUAAAAGAGAAACUGAAAAGGAUAACUGUAGUGAAUUUCGGAGCCUUUUACAAAAUGGAACUCUAUUUUGUACACGAGAAAACGAUCCUGUGCGUGGCCCAGAUGGCAAGACCCAUGGCAAUAAGUGUGCCAUGUGCAAGGCAGUCUUCAAGAAGGAAAACGAAGAAAGAAAGAAGAAAGAAGAGGAUGAUCAGAGAAAUUCUGCAGGACAAGAUUCUAAUAGUGGAGGAGGGAAAGCUCAAGAUCCAUGUGCUGAGUAUCGGGAUCAUAUGCAAAAUGGAAAACUCAGCUGUACUCGGGAGAGUGAUCCUGUACGUGGUGCUGACGGGAAAUCAUACAACAACAAAUGUGCCAUGUGUAAAGAGCUACUGCAAAAAGAAGUAGAGGAAAAAGAAAAGAAUUCUGGCGUCAGAUCAAAUGAGACUGGAUCAGAGUCAGGAAAGGAUGUAUGUGAUGAGUUUAGAAGCCAACUAAAAAAUGGACAACUCAUUUGCACUCGAGAGAGCGACCCCGUCCGGGGUCCUGAUGGCAAGACACAUGGCAAUAAAUGUGCCAUGUGUAAGGAGAGGCUGGAAAAGGAAGCAGCUGAGAAAAAAAAGAAAGAAGAUGAAGAAAAGAAAAAUACAGGGGAAAAGAACAACAACAAGGAGGAUCUGUGUUAUGAAUUCCGGAGCAAGCAGAAAGAUGGAAAGCUUGUCUGCACCAGAGAAAAUAACCCUGUUCGAGGCCCAGAUGGCAAGAUGCAUGUCAACAAGUGUGCCAUGUGUCUGAGCGUCUUUGAGCGAGAAGCCAGUGAAAGAAAAAAUGAUAAAGAGUCAAGUUCCAAGCCUUCAAACAAGCCUUCAAAUGAUGCAAAGGACCAGUGCAGAGAGGUUCAGAAUGAAGCAGAGGAUGCAAAGUUUAGACAGUCUGGGAGUACCUUGGCUUCUGUUGCCAGGAUCAGAGCAGAUGAGUGCAGUGAGUUUCGGAAACACUUGAGGAAUGGAGAGCUCAUCUGUACCCGAGAGCAUGACCCCGUCCGUGGCGAUGAUGGAAAGUUCUACAGAAACAAGUGCCACAAGUGCAGAGCUGUCUUUCAAGAAGAAAUGUUUGAAAGGGUAAAACUUCGUAAAAUGUCAUUCCACAUUAGAGCUUCCGAAGAGGAAAACAGCCCAGGUUCGCCCAAUUCUUCUCUGGAUUCCGAGAUGUGCAAACAGUACCGAGUGCUGCCAAGGAUGGGUUUUCUUUGCCCAAAGGAUUUACAGCCUGUCUGUGGUGAUGAUGGACAAACAUAUAACAACCCUUGUAUGCUCUGUCAUGAAAACCUGAUGCGUCAAAUGAAUAUACACAUACGUAGUGAAGGGAAGUGUGAGGAAAGCAGCAUCCCAGAAACCCCUGUGGACGCACAGGCAUCUGACAAAUGAUUCAAGGAUUGGUGGAUGCAAUGAGGGAAAAAAUAUGCCCUAAAUUCUGAACGUCCUACCUUCGUCAUCUGUAUAUAUAAAGAAUGCUUCAGAGUUCUUCUUAUUUACUAUAGAAAACAAUGCAGAGCUGUUGGGACUGGACCCACUGAUUUUCAGUCUUUUUCCAUCUCUUUCCUCCUAGACACUGUGGUCUUAGAGCACACAGAAAUCCCCACCUGGUCUGUGCUCUGAAAAUGCCCUGAUCACAAUGUUGUCUGUCCAACUGCCUGUUUAAUAAAAGUAGACUCCGCAGAACACCCUUUGGGGGAUUCCUUUGUCACUGCCUAAGAUAAAAGGAACCUUUUUUUUUAUUUUUUACAGAAGCUGGAUAAACUCUACCCUUUUGUCUUGCUAAUAAACUCACUGGUAGACAGACUA
Ictidomys tridecemlineatus (thirteen-lined ground squirrel) is the source of this 3540-nucleotide messenger RNA. NCBI's taxonomy places the organism in Eukaryota, Metazoa, Chordata, Mammalia, Rodentia, Sciuridae. The record is from RefSeq and is a predicted model, not a curated record.